UCCGCGGGCGGGAGCCUCGCGGCGCCCCCGGCGGAGCCUUCUGGAAGCCGCCGGGCCGGGGGAGGAGCGGCCGCACGGGCCGGCGCUCGGGGGCGGGAGCGAAGGAGGGAGCGUGUACCCAGCGGGGCCGAGCGGGGCGGCGGCGGGUGACGUGAGGGUGGAGGAGGGAAGACAGACACGCGGUGGGAAAGUGUGCGCGGCGCUUCUCUCCGGAGCGCCUUCGGAAAGGUUUCGGCCCCCCGCACCUUCCCAGCGAAGUGGGACUGCCCUGCCCUGCCCUGUAACUGGUGCGGGCCGAGCAUUAGGCUGGGUGGCUCACUGGCGGGUGGGGGGGUGUGCCGGGUGUCGCUGUGUCCCAGGGAAAAGCUCCUCCGCAGAGGAGGAGCCGUGGCUCCAGGACGUGUUCCCGGGGCCGCAGGUCCCACCCUGGAGCUGCUGCCCGCCCGCCUGUGCGGGGCCGGGGGUUUGUGUGGGAACCGCGUUCCUGCCCCCUCGUGCCUCAGCCUUCCAGCAGCUGUGGCGUUUCCUUGGGAUCGGCUGAAGUGUAGGGUGGUUUUUCUCAUCUCUUACGCCGUAGCUCUUUGCUACAAGACACAAAUUUGUCUCAAAUGGGCGAAAACACUGUCUGUCCGUCCGCAGGCGCGAUGUCCCGGGCUCCCGAUGUAGCGGAGGAGGCGCCGCAGGAGGAGGGCGCGGGCGGCUCCCGGAGGAGCGGCUGGGGGCUGCUGGUCACGGCCGGUGUGGGCGGCACCUUGGUGGCCCUCUAUGCUGUGGCCACCCCCUUCGUGACCCCGGCCCUGAGGAAGGUGUGCUUGCCCUUCGUUCCUGCCACCGCCGCUCAGAUCCGCAACGUGCUGAAAAUGUUGGAAAACAGAAGCGGCUCCCUGGUUGACAUCGGUAGCGGGGAUGGCCGCAUUGUGAUAGCAGCUGCAAAAAAGGGAUUCCAGGCUGUUGGUUAUGAAUUGAAUCCCUGGCUAGUCUGGUACUCCAGAUAUCGUGCCUGGAGAGAUGGAGUACAUCAGAACACCAAAUUUUAUAUUUCAGACUUAUGGAAGGUUUCUUUUUCCCAUUAUAGAAAUGUUGUUGUUUUUGGAGUACCUCAAAUGAUGCCACAGCUGGAGAAGAAGCUGGAAGAAGAACUUGAAUGUAAUGCCAGAAUAAUUGCCUGUCGCUUUCCUUUCCCUUGCUGGAUUCCAGAUCAUACUACUGGAGAGGGAAUAGACACUGUGUGGGCCUAUGAUUUGAAACAUUCUAGAGGAUGUGAAACAAAAAGCUUGGAAAUUACACCAGAGACAGAAUCUUAAACAUUGAGUUUGGUUUUGGACAGACAUUUUUAGCUUUGACUGAACCUGUUGAAGAAAAGAUUAACGAGGAGAGAGCCCUGGCAUAUGAAGAUGUGUAUUCACUAUAAGAACUGAAGUACAGUGGCUGUCUGAAAGCACACAAAGAUUACUGAAAGGUAGUUAAAUGGCUUAAUAUGAUGUCCUGGUUUUACUCCAUCUAGCAGUGGAGUACCACAAAAAUGUUCACUUCCCCAGUGCAAUGGGAAAGAGAACUGAAAAAAAGGUCGUACCCAUAACCUUGGGUGGAGAUAGGAAUAGUUUAAUAAUUGAAAUAAAUGUACUACUAAUAACAACAGCAACAACAAGAGAGGAGUAAAAUCCAAGAAAGAUGAGUGAUGCACAAUACCCUUGCUCACCACCCACUGAUGGAUGCCCACCCCAUCCCAGAGCAGUGACUGCCAGCUCUCCCCAGUUUAUAUACUGGACAUGAUGUUCUAUGGUGUGGAAUAUCCCUUUGGCCAGUUCUGCUCAGCUGUCCUGGCCAUGCUUCCUCCUGGCUUCUUGCACACCUCCUAGUUGGCAGAACAUGAGAAACUAAAAAGUCCUUGGCUUGGAGUAAGCCCUGCUCAGCAUCAACUAAAACCAUCAGUGUAUUAUCAGAUUUGUCUUUUCUAAAUCCAAACCACAGUGCUAAUAGGAAGAAAAUCAACUCCCAGCUGAAAGCAGAAUAUGUUGUUAGUCAAAAUUAUGAAAAAGUUUUUAUAGAAGAGGAAAACUUCAAUAUGGAAAGGAGUUUAGAACACCAUUCACUACAAUUAAAGGGAAUAUAUGUAUAAGUUCAACUGCUCAAAUUUGUGAACUUAAUGUAUACGUUCUUUCUGACCCUACAGGGCGUUUGGUAUUGGUGUUGGAAUGAUGUGCAAGUGUCUUCUCAAAUGAGCUGUAUUUCCAAACUGUCUGAAUUUUGUAUGCCAAGUACAUAGUGCUGCAUACGCAAAACUGGUCCAGAUGGAGUAUGAUGAUGACACCAAUGUUUCACAUGACGGCCUUGAAUGUGUACUUCUAAAAGUAUGACAAAAUGGGCAAAUAUAGCAGGUUGUUUUUUCAUUAAUAUAAGUGCUGCCUCUGAUUAUAUUAAUGUUUUUUUAUUUUUA
Messenger RNA from Passer domesticus (house sparrow), 2437 nucleotides. It is a transcript of the gene ATPSCKMT, whose product is annotated as ATP synthase c subunit lysine N-methyltransferase. The transcript has 4 exons. The record is from RefSeq and is a predicted model, not a curated record. Gene Ontology annotation, molecular function: protein-lysine N-methyltransferase activity. Gene Ontology annotation, biological process: regulation of mitochondrial ATP synthesis coupled proton transport; positive regulation of proton-transporting ATP synthase activity, rotational mechanism; peptidyl-lysine trimethylation. Gene Ontology annotation, cellular component: mitochondrion. NCBI's taxonomy places the organism in Eukaryota, Metazoa, Chordata, Aves, Passeriformes, Passeridae. The coding region runs from base 609 to 1304 and encodes 231 amino acids.